CCGUUGUUGCUGGGAGAGCAUGGCACGGCUCCAGGACCCCUGUGCUCACACAGGAGAGAAGUGAACGAAUGAGAGAGAGAGAGAGAUAGAGAGGAGAGAGAGGGAGAAAGAAAGAAAGAGGUACAGUUGGGCUGUUUCACGACUGUCACAGCUGCUUGAGCACUGCACUGAGUGUUGCUGAGUUUCAGUCACACACACUUUCUCUCACAUAAACAAGGGAGAAAAGAGAAAAAAAGGAAGGAUGAUGGCCGGUUUGUCGCAGUUGUGGGUGCAAUUGUGAAUGAAGAAAGAGGAAAUCUACUGGGGUUCCACCACUUUGCAACCUCUCUCCUCUCGGCGCUGCGUCUUCCUCACCACUCACACUUAAGAGGGAUUUAACUUUUUUUUUUGUUUUUGUUGUUGGCACAUCCGGAACUCUCUUUGACACUCUGACAUGGAGUCUCCCACCAAAGAGAUCGAGGAGUUUGAAAGCACGGCCCUGAAGUACCUGCAGCCGGAACAGAUUGAAAAGAUUUGGCUCAGGCUCCGUGGACUGCGCAAGUACAAGAAGACGUCCCAGAGAUUAAGAUGUCUGGUGAAGCAACUGGAGAGAGGAGAGGCUUCCCUCAGUGACCUCAAGAAAAACCUUGAGUAUGCAGCGUCGGUGCUGGAAUCGGUUUACAUCGAGGAGACGAGGCGUUUGGUGGACACAGAGGAUGAGCUCAGUGACAUCCAGUCAGAGUCGGUACCCUCAGAGGUGCGGGAUUGGCUGGCCUCCACCUUCACUCGCCAGAUGGGCCUGAUGCUGCGGCGCAAUGAAGAGAAACCUCGCUUCCGCAGCAUCGUGCACGCAGUCCAGGCGGGAAUAUUUGUCGAGAGGAUGUACCGACGCACCUCCAAUAUGGUGGGACUCAGCUACCCCCCUUCUGUCAUAUCUGUGCUGAAGCAUGUUGAUAAGUGGUCGUUUGACGUGUUCGCCCUAAAUGAAGCCAGCGGGGAUCAUGCACUUAAAUUCAUAUUCUACGAGUUGCUUACAAGAUACGACCUCAUUAGCCGUUUCAAGAUCCCAAUCUCUGCGGUGGUGUCGUUUGUGGAGGCCCUAGAAGUGGGAUACAGCAAACAUAAAAACCCCUACCACAACCUGAUGCACGCUGCUGAUGUCACACAGACUGUACACUAUUUGCUACUCAAGACUGGCAUGGUGCAUUGGUUGACUGAGCUUGAGAUCUUUGCCAUGAUCUUUGCGGCGGCGGUGCACGACUACGAGCACACAGGGACCACAAACAACUUCCACAUUCAGACAAGGUCAGACACAGCAAUCCUGUACAAUGACCGCUCAGUGUUGGAGAGUCACCACGUCAGCGCAGCGUACCGCCUGCUUCAGGACGACGAUGAAAUGAACAUCCUCUACAACCUCUCCAAGGACGACUGGAGAGAGCUGCGGGCUUUGGUGGUGGAGAUGGUAUUGGCCACAGAUAUGUCGUGCCACUUCCAGCAGGUUAAGACCAUGAAGAACUUCCUACAACAACCUGAGGGCAUUGACAAGCCCAAAGCCCUGUCCCUGCUGCUGCACACAGCAGACAUCAGCCACCCGGCCAAAAGUUGGGACCUCCACCACCGCUGGACCACCUCCCUACUGGAGGAGUUCUUCAGACAGGGGGACAAAGAAUCAGAGCUCGGCCUGCCGUUCUCUCCACUCUGCGACCGAAAGUCCACAAUGGUGGCACAGUCCCAGAUCGGGUUCAUUGACUUCAUUGUGGUGCCCACCUUCACCGUGCUGACGGACAUGAUGGAACGUAUCGUCAAACCGCUCAUCGACGAGGCGUCCCAUUCAGGCUUUGCUGGCUUUCGACGCUCAAGUCUGAACAGUAUUAGUUCGGAGGAGACCAAGAGGCAAAGUGUGAAGAGCUCCGACAGCAGCUCGUCAGGACAAAGCUCUCUGCUGACGGUGGACCUGAAGAACUUCAAGGCGUUGUGGAAUGAAGAGGUUUAUCAGAACAGAGAGAGGUGGAAAGCUCAGGCAUCUAAAGAGGCGGAGGAGAGAGCUAAAAGGGAAGCGGAGGAAAAAGCCCAGCAGGAAGAGGCCAUGGAGCCCCAGGAGGUCGACGCAGAACCAGAGCAGCCUGAACCAAAGGAGGACCAACUGGAGGGAGAGGAGCCCGAGUCCACGGAGGUCAGCCGACCACCAGAUGGUGACACGGAGGAAACGGAGCAGGGGGCGCAGCCUGGGAGCGACACACACAAGAAUCCGCCACUGCAGAACGGAGAGUUGUCUGAGGGGACUGAAUCUCCAGAGGGUGAAGAAAACAAAAACAAAGGAGACGAUGAAGCAGAAAUGGCGAUGGAAUAAGCGAGCUGUGCAGAGUCACUGUCACGCUGAACCUGCUUUUACCUGUACAGGAAGAUAAACUCGCACCAGAGGGAAAGCCAUAAGUUGGACUGCGUCGCCCUCUACAGGACACUAAGAAACUGACACUCUCACUUCCUUUUGAUUUGACUUUCACCAUGUUUAUACUCCCAGAGCUUGCAGCUCCACCCAUGUGCAUUACUCCUCCCUCCCUGCUUACUGAUAACGACAAUACAGAGGAAGAUUUAUUGACCUUAUGAUGACGGGAUGAAGAGGAGCCUUUGAGACUCUGAAAAUGUUGCUUUUCUUUUUGCUAUUUUGCCAAUCUGAAGUUGUGUGUCAGCCACACACAUGUAGCCAUCGUACACACUUCUCACUGCUGUGGUGUGUUUGCUUCUCCAUCUUUGUUAGACUUUGGCGUCACAAGUAUUGUCGGGUACAAAAGUUAACUUAGACAUAUAAACUUUUGCUUUACAGUAAUUUAUUUUGGUACUUGCUGAAGAAUACAUGAGAGCAGAUAUGUGGGAGAAUAGAUCAAGAGAGACUCCUAUAGCUGCUAAACAGUAUGUACGGCAGUGUGUGUACAGUGCUCUGGGGUUAAAUUCACAGGUUUAUAGUGCUACUAUUUUACUAAAAAAGUACUCACUUAAAAGCUACUACUCUGUGUAGAAACUUUUCCCAUGCUUUAGGGGCUCCUGUUGUGAGUCUCUUAUGCUUGCUGAGGCUUCAAGACGUCACUGAUUUUCUCCCAUGUUUACUCUCUUAGUGCUUUCCUCCAACAUUGUGCAAUUGUAAUGGUUCCCUUGCAGCGAGGUUAUAUUAAUUUUUCUGUCUGUGUUUCUGUCCUCUUUACUGUAUAUAUUGAGAAUUUGUAUAUGUAUGGAUCUGAGGAGGAGUAGAAAUCCUACGAUUCCACAAUCCACCUUUUGUUUUUGGAUAUAAUGUAAGAUACUGUAGUGAGAAACGUCCAAAAAUUAGAAUGCAACUUUUGCAUUUCAAACAUAUCACAAGUUUUUGUAACAUAUAAAAUCUUUUACUUUUCUUUUUUGUAACGUUCUUAUUUUGCAUUUUUUGUGUCCUCUAUUAUGAAUCAUGCACUCGAUGUGUCUAAUAUCUUCACACUGUACGUCAUUUCUUCGUCAAAAGACUUAUUCUCGAUGCCUUCUUAUAUGUAUUUAAGCUGUAGCAAAAAGUCAAAAAACUGUUGCUGAAUUAGAGAAAAAACUUCUGUAGGUGUUUUAUUUUGCAGUACAGUUGUGUUACAGCAGCUUCGCCUCCGAGGUUGUUGUUGUAAUGUUUUAAUCGCCAUGUUUACAGCGUGCUCGUGCAGCCAGUUGAAUCCAUCAUGCUUCUGUGAUGCAUCCAAGGCUAUGAGUCCAAACUGUAUCUGCUUCUUGGUUGUUUGCCAGGUUUUAAAGGCUUGUAAUGUUGUGUA
Messenger RNA from Plectropomus leopardus (leopard coralgrouper), 3761 nucleotides. It is a transcript of the gene pde1cb, whose product is annotated as phosphodiesterase 1C, calmodulin-dependent b. Gene Ontology annotation, biological process: signal transduction. Gene Ontology annotation, molecular function: 3',5'-cyclic-nucleotide phosphodiesterase activity. The record is from RefSeq and is a predicted model, not a curated record. NCBI's taxonomy places the organism in Eukaryota, Metazoa, Chordata, Actinopteri, Perciformes, Serranidae.